AUAAGCCUUAAUUUACAUGUGUCAGAAUGAACUUCAAAAUCAAAAAUCCCUAUACCAGAUUCUAUUCUAAAUACUGUAACAUUACCAUGUACCAACAGUGUUAGUACAAUGAUUAUUUUUAAAACAAAUUAUUUUUAUAGAUAAAUUUAAAUGGCUAGGUAAAUAUUACUUUCAAAUAAGAAUUUAUUUGUUCGAAAUUUUUUGUUGACAGUAUGAUGUGAUGAUCAAAUUUCUCAAACUAAAUUUAAAUAGUCUAGAAGUAUCAAUAAAAUUAUCCAAUUUUAUAAUUUUACAAAGAAUGUCUAACCCGUCCAAUCUAAUAAUUGUACAAAGAAUAUCUAAUUCCAACACAAAUACUCCCGCGUAUUGUGCUGAAAAUAAAAACGUUAUAUCAGAUAACGUAAUUAAACAAGGUACAGGUAUAACUAAUUUCGUCGAAUCGAAUGAUAAUCAACGAGAAAACAUAUAUCCACCAGGCACUACAAAUCAGUUCUACAAUUACAACCAUUCUUUCAAUAACCAACUGUUGAAUGUUCCAGAAUUUUUCUGGUAUAAUCAAAAUUAUUUUCAUUUACCACAACAAAACUAUUAUUCUGGAGCUCCUAUUUAUUGCAGAAAUCCUAGUCCAUUAUUAACUAAUACAAGAAACUUUCAUAUAACACAUAGCGACCAAAAUAAUAGAGGACGGUUUUUAAAAAGAAUUGGUAUGGACAUUACUGCUCUAAGAAAUUGGCAGAAUGUACAAGUUAGACCAAGUUCAAAACCAGGUUUCAUUUUCACCAUAAUGUCAUUUAAUGUUCUUGCCCAAGAUUUACUAGAAAUUCAUCCAUAUCUUUAUCACUCACAUGAUACGAAAUCAUUAAUUUGGGAAAAUAGAUGGAAUAAUAUAUUUAAGGAAAUUUCACAACUUCAACCAGAUAUUCUCUGCCUACAAGAAGUACAAUAUUCACAUAUACAUGAAUAUUAUUCGAGGCUUGAAACUUUAGGUUUCACUGGGAUAUUCAAGAAAAAAACUGGUGAUCGAACUGAUGGUUGUGCUCUUUAUUACAAAACAGACAAACUCCAAAUGGUCGAACAUAAACUUGUCAAUUUUUUUCAACCAACAGUAUCUUUAUUAGAUAGACAUAAUGUAGGGAUAGUUGCUAAAUUUGUACCUAAACUUCAUCCUACCAGAGAAUUUGUAGUCGCUACCACUCAUCUUCUUUAUAAUCCUAGAAGAGAUGAUGUUAGACUCGCACAAAUGCAACUGCUUUUGACUGACAUAGAAAAGAUGAGCUAUAAAGAUGAUAAUGGGAAACCAAGUUAUCUACCUAUGAUUGUAACUGGUGAUUUAAAUUCUGACCCCUACUCUAAUCUCUAUGAAUAUGUAACGAAGGGAGAAAUCAAAUAUGAAAAUUUAGCCCCAGCCUUAUUGUAUAACCAUGCAGAAACAAAUAAACAAUUACUUGUAACUUCGAGUCUAGGAAUAACAGAUAACAGUCAAUAUUUAGAAGUUAUCGAAAAGAGAACUAGCAAUGAAAAUGUAGUCAUUGAUGUAGAUCAAAUAGAGGAGUGUCCACAGAAAUCGGAUUUUAAAGAAUUAAAAGAACCUAAAUUACAAAAAAGCAAAGAUUAUAAAAUGAGAACUCUGUCUCACAAUUUUAAAUUUAAAUCUGUUUAUGAACAUGGAUCAGAAGAAAACAAUGGGGUGACAACAUUUCAAGAUAAAUGGGUAACAGUGGAUUACAUAUUUUAUAGAUAAAUUUGAGAAUAGAACAGGGAGCAAAUUACAACUUCUUUCAAGAUACAGGCUGCCAACGCGUGAAGAAUUCAAUGGGAUCAGAAUACCAAAUUAUGUUAUGGGGUCCGAUCACCUAUCUUUAAUAGCAAAAUUUAAACUGGAAUUCUGACAGCGAAUUAAAAAGUUGUUACGAUAACUUAUCUUACCCAUAAAUAUGUUAUUUGUCGACAUUUUCCUUCAAUAUUAUUGUUGUAUUUUAAUUGUUCAGAAUUGUUUUAUAAAUGGGUGAUAUAAAGUCUAAUUCAACUACAUUUUGAUUUGUAAUUACAAAAAAAAAUUCCUAAAUAAACGUUUAUUAUUUAA
This is a messenger RNA of Diorhabda carinulata, 2083 nucleotides long. RefSeq names its product protein angel homolog 2 (gene angel). NCBI's taxonomy places the organism in Eukaryota, Metazoa, Arthropoda, Insecta, Coleoptera, Chrysomelidae. The coding region runs from base 221 to 1741 and encodes 506 amino acids. The record is from RefSeq and is a predicted model, not a curated record. The transcript is spliced from 7 exons. Gene Ontology annotation, molecular function: 3'-5'-RNA exonuclease activity.